AGUGCGUGGAACGGCGCACCUGGCAACGGCGCCGCGUCCCCGCCCGCGCCGGUCCGCACACCCUGCCGGCGGCCUCGAGCGCUCGCUCGUUGAUGCCGUUCUGGGGGUGACCCGGCGCGGCUCCGCGGUGGCGGGGCGCUAGACGACGCCAGCCCAGCGACGCGGGAGCGGGACAUGCUGGAGCUGCGGCACCGCGGGGGCUGCCCCGGCCCUGGGGGAGCGGGGGCGCCGCCACCCCGCGAGGGAGAGGCGGCCGGCGGUGACCACGAAACCGAGAGCACCAGCGACAAAGAAACAGAUAUUGAUGACAGGUAUGGAGAUCUCGAUGCCAGAGGCGAUUCCGACGUGCCUGAGGUCCCACCGUCCUCAGACAGGACCCCCGAGAUUCUCAAGAAAGCCCUGUCCGGACUAUCUUCAAGAUGGAAGAACUGGUGGAUUCGCGGGAUCCUCACCCUCACCAUGAUCUCCCUCUUCUUCCUGAUUAUCUAUAUGGGGUCCUUCAUGCUGAUGCUUCUGGUAAGUGAUUGGCGUCUUCCUGGGUGCCUCUGGGUUUUAGUGCGUGUGUAUCAUGGAAGGCAUCUGAGCAUGUCAUCAUAACAAAGGUAGCUGAAGUCUUGGCAACAGCAAAUUCAGUUCCUUUAAGUAUUUUCCAGUUCAUGAAAUGAUCUGGACUCAUCUUUACUGUCUGCAAAAUGGUUCCUCAGUGUGCUCAUUCAGCAGAGACGAGUGUACUUUUCUAUGGAGGCGCCUGUGUAUCCAGCAUCAUGCAGAGCAUUGAACCACUUCCAUGUAUUUACCUAUGACUAGUUCCCCGACUUCAAGCAAGUUAGUUUAGCAGCAGAAACGUUCAGUUGACCAGAUAACUCGCUAGCAUUAAGUAAAUCGUGAUAAGUCUUGUUGCGGAUGAUGUGUUAAGCAGAAGGGCAGAGAGGCGUUGUUAUGCAGUGUGAGACAGGGGUAACAAAAGGCAUACAGAGAGAUGAUACCCAAGUCUGAUCCUGAAGGCUACACAGAGAAAAUAAGGUGGAUUUCAGGGUGGAUCCCCAGUGGCAAGGCAGGGGAUAGUGAGAGAGAUGGCGCGGCUUCUGCACAGGAUCUGGGUUGGCCUGUGGAUGGCCGCCAGGGAUGAGACUGGAGAGCUGGGUAGAAGCCUUUCUGGGAGGUUUAGAUGUGCAUGGGAAGCCAAACAAGUCAUGAGGGCAAACGGAUAACUUAAGCUCUUACUUCAUCCUUUGAUAAGUGCCUUCGAGGUGACUGGUGUGUGCCAGCCAUUACAGUAGCACUGGGGUAUGCUAGUGGUGGCGCUGAGAAAAUCAUCCCAGUCUUCAUUUUGAUGGAGCUUAUUGUUUAUACUGUAAAGAAUGGAUUAGCUGCUUCUAAUAACAAACUGCAGUGUGUUAAAUAAAGACCGGUUCUCUGAGAGCAGGAGAGGAAGGAGUCAGAGGACUUUCUGGAAGCAUUGUGCAACACGGGAGCUUCCUUCUGAAGGUUGUGUAGGAAUCAGGGAGGAGAAGGAAGGAGGUGGGAGUAGAGGUGCUCCUCACAGAGAGUGUGGGCCCAGGAGUGGAAGCCAGGAGUCCAUGAGUUCUAUAGACUUAGCAGGAGUUCCAAGGUCUCCAAGCAUGGUUUUGCAGUGAAUAGUGACACACAUCCUCAGGGGCAUAUACAUGUCCCUCAUUAUGAGGAUGACCUGAGAAGGUGACAAUGCUCUCUGGGUAAAACGGUACUCCCUCUCCUAGCCAGUCCCCACUGCUACCAGGUUCUCCCAGUGCACACUUGUGCAGUGGGUAGCUGCACCAGGCUCUCCUCGUGCACACAUGUGCAGCAGGCAGCUGUGCCUUACUGCUUUCUUAUCUUGUCUCAGUUUGUUCAGCCCCUCCCUGCGUGUACCUUCCCAUUUUCCUGCCUCCUAGAGCAUCUGAAUGCAUUUACCAGUCUUCCUGUCUUUCACCCCAGUACUGUGCUCCUCUUCCCACACCUCCUGUGUUUGUCUUGAGCGGUAUAUGUUAUUCCUACCAUGCCUUAGCUUGUCCUGUCAGCACUUUACAGUGCUCAGUUCAGGGGAGUUUCAUAGAAAGCCCAUUUCUAACAAGCAUGGUGGAAUGACACGCCUGUUGUUCCCGCAGAGACGGGAGGGUCAAAGUGUGAAGGUGUGAGACGUGAAGGAGUUCUAGGCCAGUCUGCAGCUGCUAGCAAGACCUCAUCUCAAAAACAAACAAACAAAUAAAAAGAUAAAGAAGAUGAAGUACUUUCUUUAAGCCCUCACUUUAGGGAGUGCUGGCUGCCUCGGGACACAUCUUAGUUUACACGGAGUGUCCCUCUGUCCCCUGGUUAUAGUUGGGUUGUGCUCGCUGAAGCCAGCUUUCUAGUGAUGUCAUUACUGUGCACACUGGGAGAUAAAGGCAUCUGAGAGCAUAGAGAAGGUACAGUGGGAGGUUUCCUUGCCCUCUCUAAUAAUUGUUAGUUCACAUUAUAGGAUUCACUGUGAAUCCUUAGCCUUUCUAUUGUGAGGAUGGAAGUACCCCAAGUCUACCAUCAACUGCCCAAACCCACACCAGGCUGCUGCUGGCUAUCUCUCAUUUGCUCUUUUAGUUUUUGCUUUAAAAAUCAUUGCUAUAACAAUACUAUGAUUAAAGUUUUGUGCCCUAUUUUUCAAAGUGUGGUAUUGUUCCACCAUCUCUACCCUCCAGCUGUGGUAUGUUCCGCUAUAUAAGGGACUGUGAAGCGUCGUGGGAUUUAAGUCACUUGCUAUUUUUAAACACUCAGGUUACGCUCAGUUUCUGUAAUGAGUAACACUAUGGUGAACAUACCCCAGCUCAAAAACGUUCUGGUUUCUUCUUAGACUAGAUUCCUCAGAUAAAAAUAGGCUUUCUUGUUUGCAUAUCCCUUAGAUGACAUUCAACAUGCCCAAAUCCUGUGUCUGGUCUGUUGCGCCAGGUUUUCCUGGCCACUCCGUGUUCCUCCUCAUCCUUAACUCUUUUGCUUAUGGCGUAAUGCCCCCCUCAAAAGGUUCCUAAGUGAAGGCUUGGUUCCCACCUGGAGGAUGUCCACACUGAGAGAUGCCAGAUCGCGGGGCCCGACCUAGUCAGGGAGUCCACCUGACGGAAGUGUUGGGAGGUGUUUGGAGGAAGUAGAUCAGAGAUGUGGGUUUGGGGGCUGUAUCUUGUCCUGGACUUGUCUCUAUUCCAGUCCGUGCUUCCUGGCCUCGUCUGUGCCCUCCUGCAGUGGUGUUCUGCCUCAGCACAGAUGCCCCAAACCUAAAUUGAAACCUCUGAAGUAAAUCCUUUUAUGUCAUUUUUGUCAGGUGGUACAUUCCCAGUUUCCUUGUUGACAGACUCCAGUCUCCCUGUGUCCUCUGCGAGAUGCCCUCUGCUGGUGUGGUCAUGUCAUAUCUUGUAGCCUGCAUUACUGUCUGCUUUGCCACCUCCCCAGUCCAUGCUCACUCCCUCUGUUGACAAAUACUCGGGCCCUUCCUCUCCUGCCACCCCUCGCUGUGGAGCUCUGUUCGCACCCACGUCUGUACACUGACAGCUCGGAAGUACUCAUACUUACCUUAGCAUGCUCCAGUCCUCUGCAGGCAUGGCUGCCGAUCCCCCGCCUCCCACAGGUGUGCACGCUCAUUUCCACAUAAUUUCUACGUGCCAUCAUUGUUUUGAGCUUAUCCCAUGCGCUCUGAGAGCACAUGUCCUGACUCAUUUCCAGGCAUCCUCAGUAACAAGAGCACUGAGCUUCUAAAGAAUUGGCUGUUGUUUUUAAGGCUCUUAACGCAUCAGUUGGGUCAAUGAACUUUUUUCAGUGAUUAUUGCUACCAAUAUCAAUGGUACAGGGUAUCAAUUCCUAUGUAAUCUCCUAGUCCUUAAUAAAAUAAAUGCAUUUUAAAGAUUUUUAA
Molecule: messenger RNA, 3889 nt
Organism: Mus musculus (house mouse)
Lineage: Eukaryota; Metazoa; Chordata; Mammalia; Rodentia; Muridae
Gene: Cds1
Product: CDP-diacylglycerol synthase 1
Exons: 3
Coding region: 175-597 (140 amino acids)
Biological process (GO): phosphatidylinositol biosynthetic process; CDP-diacylglycerol biosynthetic process; lipid droplet formation
Cellular component (GO): endoplasmic reticulum; membrane; endoplasmic reticulum membrane
Molecular function (GO): transferase activity, transferring phosphorus-containing groups; phosphatidate cytidylyltransferase activity
Source: RefSeq, marked validated